UCUUUUCUUUUUUUUUUUUUUUAACUCUUGGACAAUCGUUUUUUCAAUGGACCAUCCGGUGCUGUUCAUUCGCCACGAAGGCGGCAACACGCGGCGUGUAGACGACGACAACAGCGACGGCGAUUACGACAACGACGUCGACAGCGGCCCGGGCGUGUUCAGCGUGACGGACGAGGCGGUCGAGCUGCUCUCCGAGAUUGAAGGCGACGUUGCCGUCAUUUCGAUUGCGGGCGUCUACCGCACGGGCAAGUCGUUCGUGCUCAACCAGCUGGCAGGCUCGACAGGCGGCUUUGACGUCGGUGCCUCCGUGGAGCCGUGCACCCAGGGCAUCUGGAUGUGGAUUGUCGAUCGCGAGAAGGUCGAACCGGGUCUCAUUCCAGACAAUCUCACUAUCGUCCUCCUCGACACUGAGGGCCUCGCAAGCUACACGAAAACCAAGACCUACGACAUCCAAGUGUUCUCGCUCUCGCUCCUCCUGUCGUCGUUCUUUGUGUACAACUCGAUGGGCAACAUUGACGAGACUGCACUCGAUCGUCUGUCGCUCGUGGCCGAGCUGGCCAAGUUUGUCAAGCUUCAGGCUGACGGCGAAGAGGAUGCCUUCCAACUGCAAUCCUUCUUCCCCGUCUUCAUGUGGCUCGUCCGCGACUUUUCGCUCGAGCUGGUCCUGCAAGGCGAGACCAUCACCCCGGACGACUAUCUCGAGCAAGCCCUCCAGCUCGUGAAGGGCGAUCCCAAGCGCGUCGCUGGUAAAAAUCAAAUUCGCGAGUGCAUUCGAAGCUUCUUCCCCAAUCGCACCUGCUUUACGCUGAAGCGACCUGUCGAGAACGAGGAGGAUUUGCAGGAUUUGUCGAAUCUCUCCUUGGAGGACUUCCGACCCGAGUACAUUGAACAAGUGCGGAUACUCAUCCGCAAGAUUUACCACGGCGUCAAGACCAAGAAACUGUUUGGCAGCAACUUGAAUGGAGCAAUGCUUGCUGAGCUCUCCAAGAACUACGUCGAGUCGAUUAACACUGGCGGCGUCCCCGUCAUCCGCUCCGCCUGGGAAAAUGUGCUCGAGAUUGAAUGCAAGAAGGCUUCUGCGGCUGCAGAACGCCUGUAUGAGAAGCGCAUGAAGGAUUUGGUUGCAGACGGCGCGAUUUUGGAGGAGGAAGAGCUGGAUCGAAGCCACCGCGAAGCCGAGAAGCGUGCCAUUGAUCUGUUCCGUUCUAAAGCUGUUGGUGGGCCUCACACCGAACUUGAAGAUGAGCUCAAGAAUGCCAUGGCAGAGCAACUUGCCCUGAUGCGCAAGACCAACCGCGCUCGGUCGGCUGAGCAGUGCGAGCUUUUGCUCGACACUUUGGCGAGGCACAUUUCGGACGACAUUCGUUCGAAGGAAAUCACCAACAUUGACCAGUUGCAUGAAGAAUGGGAGCGCGUGGUCACAGACUACCUCGAAACAGCGCAGGGUCCGAUGAAGCAGCAAGUUCUGUUCGAUCGUCGCCGCGAGUUCUUCUCCACUGCACGACGUGUUGCCGAGGGCAUUGUUGAGGCGACAAAGGAGGCGGCCGAGAAGGAGGUUGAGGCCAUCCGUGAAAAGUCCAAGGUGGACUACCAGCGCCUGGAUCUUGUCUACAAGACGGUCGACACGGAGUGGAAAAAGUCGCAAAAGGAAAACCAGCAGCUGACAACCGAGAUCAAAGACCUCGACCUCAAGAUCCGCGAAAUGGCCCAGGCUCAAGCGGCAAGCUUGGAGCGGAUCAAGGAGCUUCAGCAAGAGCUCACCGAGUCGCAGGACACUUGCAAGCGUGUCCAAGACGAGCGUAACGAGCUGGAAGAAAAGGAGCGUCGCAUCGAGGAAGAGCUGCAGGCCAAGUCUCAGGCGAUUGGCGCACUCGAGCAUGAAAAGAUUACCAUCGAAGGCCGACUGCGUGGAUUCGAGAGCAAGAAGAAGAAGAAGUGCACCAUCAUGUGAAAGAACGGCCUCUGUGCGUGCGCCUUGGUUGGCUUGCAACCCACUGUUUCGCUGACAUUCGCUGUAUGAGUAAACUGUCUACCCUAAUACCGUGCAGCGCAACACGAACAAACCG
Molecule: messenger RNA, 2066 nt
Organism: Capsaspora owczarzaki ATCC 30864
Lineage: Eukaryota; Filasterea; Ministeriida; Capsasporidae
Product: GBP4 protein
Exons: 9
Coding region: 47-1951 (634 amino acids)
Molecular function (GO): GTPase activity; GTP binding
Source: RefSeq, a predicted model, not a curated record